AUGCACGUCGAAGACGCUCCACCGAACGGGAUUCCCGCUCAAGCAAAGUUAUCACUCUGGCAAGCCAUUCGGAAAUGGCCCAAGGUGGCGGGAUACUGCCUUGCCUUGACGACCGCGAUAUUGCUAUGGGGCUAUGACAUGGCGAUGGUCGGGAACCUUGCUUCUCUACCAGAAUUCCAACAUGACUAUGGCGUGCUCUACGAGGACGAGUGGAUCAUAGAGUCCAGAUGGAUGAGUGCUUGGAAUGCUGGGAGCCCCAUCGGGAUGGUGCUGGGAGCCCUCGCCGGCGGUUUCCUGCUUGAUCACUUUGGCCGUCGUCUCUCUCUCGGAUUGGGGACUAUCUCUUCAACAGUGGGAGUAGCAGUCGUCUGGGCUUCGCAGUACAGCGGGAGUCCUCAGGGCAUAUUCCUGCUGGGCAAGGUGCUGAUGGGCUUGGCCAUCGGCGUGGUCGUGACUGCGACGCAGACCUACAUGUCUGAGCUCUUGCCGUCGACCCUGCGAGGACCGGUCAUCGCCUUCUUCCCUGUGUUCUUUUUGUUGGGCCAGCUCAUCUCUGCAGUAAUUGUCUUCGCCGCCGAAGACACGGAAGGGCCGACGUCAUAUCGGAUGUGCAUCAUUUCCCAAUGGCCAUUCUCAGCAGUUCCGCUGAUCGUCGCUCUCCUCUUGCCAGAGAGUCCUGUCUACCUCGUCCGCAAGGGGAAACUCGAAGCCGCUUUCAAGGCACAGAAGCGUCUCGACCGAGCCAACGAGGACACACAAGGCCGCAUUGAAGAGCUUCAAGCGCUCAUCCUGCAUGAGCAAGAGUCCGCUAGCUCCGAUGAGACCACGUACAUGGACUGUUUCAAAGGCGUUGACAGACGUCGUACCAUUCUUGUGAUGUUCGCGGCCGUCAUGCCACAACUCAUCGGACUGCCGAUCCUGGGCGACGGCCCUUACUUCCUGCAGAUCGCCGGCAUGGACUCCGACGACAGCUUGAUAUUUCUCAUCGCCGGAAUCGUGGGUGGUCUUCUUGGGACCCUCAUCAGUAUGUGGCUGCUCACGUUCAUCGGGAGGAGGAGACUCUCCCUCGUAACAUUGGCGCCCGUGGUUCUCAUGUGGUUGGGUAUGGGCAUCGCUGGAUGCUUCGACUCGAGCGUUUCGCCAUGGUACGUCGGAGUGACUCUGAAUGUCGUCACCUUCACCAUUGCCCUGGGCAUCUGGCCAGCAUCUUAUGUUAUCGGGGGCGAAGCAUCCUCUCUCCGGCUUCGUGCCAGGAGUCAAGGUGUAGGAUGGGCGACAGGUGGCCUGGCGAAUUUCGUCUUCAGCACCGUGACUCCCUACAUUUACAAUGCCGACUCGGGCAAUCUGCGGUCGAAAAUCGGGUUCGUCUGGACAGGACUGUGCCUGCUCACCCUUGUUGCGGUCUGGUAUCUCAUUCCGGAGAUGCUCGGACGUACGCCGCUCCAGCUUGACUUGAUGUUCGAGCAGAAACUGCCAGCCAGGAAAUUCGGAAAGUGGGAGGGUGAGAACAUUGAGUUGAUGAUAGUCGGCACAAAGCGCGAACAGGAGUGA
Molecule: messenger RNA, 1551 nt
Organism: Cladophialophora yegresii CBS 114405
Lineage: Eukaryota; Fungi; Ascomycota; Eurotiomycetes; Chaetothyriales; Herpotrichiellaceae
Exons: 4
Coding region: 1-1551 (516 amino acids)
Biological process (GO): carbohydrate transport; transmembrane transport
Cellular component (GO): membrane
Molecular function (GO): carbohydrate:proton symporter activity
Source: RefSeq, a predicted model, not a curated record